Frankliniella occidentalis (western flower thrips) is the source of this 4318-nucleotide messenger RNA. It is a transcript of the gene cta, whose product is annotated as guanine nucleotide-binding protein subunit alpha homolog. Bases 74 to 1180 code for a protein of 368 amino acids. The transcript is spliced from 5 exons. Gene Ontology annotation, biological process: Rho protein signal transduction; adenylate cyclase-modulating G protein-coupled receptor signaling pathway. Gene Ontology annotation, cellular component: heterotrimeric G-protein complex; brush border membrane. NCBI's taxonomy places the organism in Eukaryota, Metazoa, Arthropoda, Insecta, Thysanoptera, Thripidae. The record is from RefSeq and is a predicted model, not a curated record. Gene Ontology annotation, molecular function: G-protein beta/gamma-subunit complex binding; guanyl nucleotide binding; D5 dopamine receptor binding.
GCCCGAUGUUUUGGGUGCUUCAUCCUGCGGCGGUGUUUCUGAGGAAGGGCAGGGCGAGGCAGUAGUUUGAAAGAUGGCGACCGUAAGUUGGUCGUGUGCGUGUUGUCUACGCUUUAAAUUUAGUCCUGAAGAAAUAGAAAUGCGUUACAGAAGUCAAGAGAUUGACAAAAUGAUUGAGAAGGACAAGCAAUCUACCAAACGCCAAGUUAAGCUGCUGCUGCUAGGAGCUGGCGAGAGUGGGAAGUCAACAUUUCUCAAGCAGAUGAGGAUAAUUCACGGAGUGAAGUUUGAGCCGGAUUUAGUGCGUGAAUAUCAGCAUGUCAUUUACCAGAAUAUUGUGAAGGGCAUGAAAGUCUUAGUUGACGCGCGUGACAAGCUGUCCAUCGCUUGGGAAAACCCGCGUAACGCUAAGCACGGUCUUCAUGUCUUGAGUUAUCAAAAUGGAGAGGCACUAGACGCAAGAAUCUUUCAGGACUAUAUAACAGCGCUAGAAAGCCUUUGGAAGGAUUCUGGUAUCAGGCGUGCUUUUGAAAGAAGAAGGGAGUUUCAGCUGAGUGACUCUGUUCAAUACUUUCUAGAUAACUUGGAACGGAUAGCCAAAAUGGACUACAUACCAUCCAACCAAGAUAUUCUACAUGCCCGAAAAGCUACCAAAGGAAUAUCGGAAUUUGUUAUCAACAUAAAUAAGAUUCCGUUCCGAUUUGUAGAUGUUGGUGGACAACGAUCUCAAAGGCAAAAAUGGUUCCAGUGCUUUGACUCUGUCACAUCCAUUCUGUUCCUAGUCUCCAGUUCUGAAUUUGACCAAGUUUUAGUAGAAGAUCGAAAAACUAACAGACUGGAGGAGUCAAGGGUUAUAUUUGACAGUAUUGUGAACAAUAAAUGGUUCAGGGGUGUUUCUAUUAUUCUUUUUCUUAAUAAAACUGACCUUCUUGUUGAAAAGGUCCAGUCUAAAGAAACAAGCAUCAAAUGGUUUUUCCCAGAAUUUCCUGGCGAUCCUCACAAGCUUGCAGAUGUGCAGAAGUACACUUUGGAUCUAUUUGUGUCAGUUAAGAGGGAUCCAAAGAAACCUUUAUUCCACCAUUUUACAACUGCAGUUGAUACAGAGAAUAUUAAAGUUGUGUUUAAUGCUGUAAAAGAUACUAUCUUACACAGGAAUUUGCAAUCCUUAAUGCUUCAAUGAUAGGUUUCCAUCACAAACUAAUUUGUAAACUUAUGUGGUCUUUCAUUUAUUCUUUUAGACUUCCUGUAGCCUGAAACUCUUUAUAAGAGAAAUUCCAAUGGUAUCCCUAUCAAGUAACAAAUGAUACAGUUAUGGGGAGUAAUACUGACAAUGGAAACCAAAUAAGUUUACUUCCCAGUGAGUGGUGUUGUUGCUUUAAUAGUUUGUAUUGGUUGUAAAAAAAGAGUAAAACUAUCUGAUUUGUGUGUUGUUGCCUUUGCAGCUUGACAUGAUAUGUACCUCAAAUAGUAGUAAUUAUUGUUUUUCCUAAGAGUUUUAGCAAAGGUUAAUGCUUUCACAUUUUGAAAGCUGCCAUAAGUUUCUAGAAUCUAAAAAGUGCCAGUAUCUUCUUCCUUGAAAUAGUGGUAUUCUAUUCCAAUAGUGAUAAAUGUAUUUUCUGACCCUUUCUGUGCUUUUCACUAAGGUAUAAUUUUUAUAUGAUAAACACACAUGUACUUGUAUACUGACUGCCACCAAACCAGCUGCAUGAAAUAUUGUUUGUACUACUCAAUACCAUGCCACUAGUUUUACAAGUAUCUUUUAUAUCUAGACCAGGCUACAGCUGAUUGAUUAUGCUAAAUCUACCUUGAACAUGUAUUCUGUUCUACGUUUUUUUUUUUAAACAAUUUCUCAGUAGAUGUUAUUUUCAAUUGUGAAGGAAACUUUCCCAUCCAAAUAGGUUAAUAUUGAGUUGUGAACUUAUGGUUAGUUACUUGUGUUAACUUUUGAGACUUUUUCCAAUGAGUCUGUGAUAAAUAUUGUAUGUAUGAAUGCUAUUGCAAAAGGCGUUGUCAAGUAGGUCCCAGGAUUUUUGGUGCGCUCUUUUGGAACUGUUGAUAAUCUAGUUAUAAUUUGUUUUAAAAAUUUAUUUCAAAUUCAGUUUGAGGUAUUACAGCUUUUAUUGGCACGAUUAUUUGCAAUCGUUGUAUAAAAAAUUAUCUGCAUCAGUGCAAUUUUCACUUUUUAAGAGGAUGUAACUGCAGGUGACAAACUUACCUUUGUUUUCCUUGCUUAGUUGUUGGAGUAACUACCAGUCAUUCCUUGAUGUCUCAAGUCAUGUUUCCAUUUGCUGUCAGGCUCUUAAUGACAGGUAUUUUAUAAGUAUUGCAUGGUCUCUGCCUUGUAUAGACUAUUGUAAUGCGGGAAUGAAUAUUUACCCUCAAAGAUUUAUUGAAACUAGCUGUAAAAUCAUGUGUCAUGUGAAGCCGAUAUAGCAAUUUGGACCUCAUGACCAAAGCAUCCUUCAUUUAUUUUAUGAUUAAUCUAGCAUAUACCAAACCAAAUGUUCAAUAUCUUUGUAUGGAAUUGUUUAAAAUUUUAAAAAUCUUUUGAAGCUACCAAAUUAUUAAAGUUGAGCAUGUUUCACAAGUUUUUGGCUCUCAAGUUUGUGUACAAUUUUUAUGAUACUAAUCAAGCUAGUACUUUAACCCAAUCUGCGUUAAAAAUUCAAACCCAAUUUGUGUUUAAAGUUCAAUCAGGCUAGAAUCCAGUCAUGUAGAAGAUCACACAUUUAUUGUCAAAAACUGCAGUUCAAGCUCAGCUACAAAUAUCCAAAUCAACUCCUAGACAAACCUUACCAUUUAAAUAUUGAUAUAACAGCUCCUGCAAUAAUGCUGAAAUGUGCUAGCUUUUACUUCCAUGAGAGAGUGCAUUAAAAGUUAGUAUAAGUUUCAAAACCUUCCAUAACAUCUGGGCAUUGUGAAAGGACUUCAAUGAUAUUUGUUUUGUCUACCCAUGCUUCUGUUUUGAAAUAUCAAGAUAUUGCUGGUGCUGAGCUAUUUGUCAAACCCAGAAUAGUGUACAGUCAAGUCAUAGUAUGUAUCAUUUAUUUUUAUGGUUACUUCCAAUUAUGUGUUGAGUUGUAUCAAAGUAUGUUUUAAGAGGGUUUCCUUAAUUGUCUAUAUUUUUGUAUAAGAUUUUCACUCUGAACAAUUUUGAUAUGAAAGUGUUUUGUAUCUAAUGUAUAUUGUGAUUGUUGUAAUAUUUACAGCAGAUUAAGUCCUAUAUUGCUUAGUGGCUAUGAUCAAUUGGUGUUAUUGCUAAGUGCUCUUUGUUGAAUUUUUAUAGAACCACAUAUCAAUAUGUACUCUGUUUUGUUUUAUGUAUAUGUUGAAAUGUGAAUAUGCUCAUAUUAUUUGAUCUUGUAUAGUGUUGCUAAAAAUUGUUUAAUAUGGAACUCUUCUCAUAAAUCCUUCAGAAUUAUGAGGCUUAUUUUCUUGUUUCUUCUUCUUUUGAAACAAAAUGGUUUCCCUUGAUACAGUUUGUCUAAUUGUAAGAUACAUUCCGUCUAUUACUAAAAAUUUAAAAUUGCUUCCAAAAACUUACUUGAAAACCAAUUAGUCUCAAGCAAGGAGUGAAAAUGUUUUUCUCUCACUCUGAAUAUCAGCUACACAGUGCUGGUGAGGUCUGUUUGUAAUGCCUUCCAUCAUUCCUUUGCAUUAGUGGACCAAAGUAAAAUUUAUAUUAGCUUAGCAUAUUUUUUUUGUGUGUGUGUGUAAGUUUUUUGAAUUUUUCAUGAAAGUAGAAUGUUACUCUCAUGCUCAAACAUUUAUUUAUUGGAAGGGACUUGGGAAACAUGCACCAAAGUUGUGUGAAUUAACUUAUGACACAGGGUCUUCAUAAUUUUGGUUGCUGUUUACUGUUAAGCUCAUGUUCCAUCUUACUUUUACUGAGACUUACUACUAAGAACCUACAUCUUAGUGGCUUAUUUACAUCAUCCCAUCAUGUUCAUUGUAUUCGCCAUACCAUUAUGGGAAAACUAUAAUUAUAUUUCUACCAUUUUCAAACUUUUUGAAAGAGAUAGGGGAAUAGGUGAUUUUCAUUCAUUGGCUUAUAUUCUCAAGGUGAACAGUGCUUAAUUCAAUAAGCAUUCAAGUGGUGUCCUUUUACAUGUGUUUUUUGUUGAUAUGUAUUGUGUCAUAUGUAGCUUCAAGUAAAUUGUCCAUUCACAGGUAUUCAUAAUAAUAUACUUCCAAAUGAUUGCUAGUAAACCACCUAUUGUUGAGGAGCUUGUAAAACACAUGUUAAAAUGAAUGACAGUUAAACUGAUAACUUAUGCUCAAUGAGCUCCAUUAAAUUAAAUACUUUUCACUCAUUGUU